UCACAAAAAAUUAUCCCAAAUGUCAGAAGAUGAUGAAAAAAAUUUAGGCCUUGCUGAUUGCAGCAAAGAAACUCAUGCUUUCAUCCCUCCCUCAGCCCCUCCAAUUGCUACCACUUCCAUUACUAUUGCAACAACCCCUACAAGCAGUUGUAAAGAAAAGGGUGGUUCUGGACGGCGGCUGUCACAAUGCUCUGCUGUAGCAGUUCCCAUGCUGUCCAUACCUCCUCAGCAAGAACCUCCCGAUGGAGGUCUGCAGGCCUGGCUUGUAAUGAUUGCCUCAUUCUUCUGCAAUGGCAUCCUCUUUGGUACAAUAAAUUCCAGUGGAGUUAUAUUUGCAGCUCUAAAAGAUGACCUUGAAGCUAAUGGAGUUGAAAACCCUGCCUCAAAAGCCUCAUUUUGCUUGUCGCUGACAAUUGGGAUGACUUUCCUGAUGUCGCUGGUGUCGGGGGUGCUCACAGAUAAGCUGGGUGUGCGGCUCACCACAGGCAUUGGUGGUGCAAUUGCUACUGCAGGGUUGUUCAUUUCAUCACUUGUAUAUCAUAAGAUUGAGUAUCUGACAAUAUCAUAUGGACUGCUGCUAGGAUUUGGAGGAUCUCUUGCCUAUACUCCUUCCUUGGUGAUCCUUGGUCACUACUUCAGAAGGCGGAUGGGCAUUGUGAAUGGCUUUGUGACGGCAGGAUCCUCUCUCUUCACAAUCGUGAUGCCUAUGCUCUUUGAGUACAUCCUUCGUCUUUAUAGCCUUAAAGUGCUCUUCCAAAUACUGGCUGCCAUUGUAUCCCUACUCAUGGUGUGUGCUUUCAUCUUCAAACCUCGACUAGCUGUCCGUCCUCGAGAGGGCGCUCUUCCUGGAGAUGCAGGCGCUGCUGCUAGCUCGCGGACUCUCAAAAACCAGUUCAAGAAGUUUGUCUCCCAGUUCAUCAAUUUCGAAAUUUGGAGAAACAAACGCUUUGUGAUUUGGACCUUGUGCAUCCCCAUCGCUCUUUUUGGUUAUUUUGUUCCCUAUGUUCACCUGGUGGCGUACGCGAAGAUGGUUCUUGGUGAAGACACGAAGGCGCAGGUGCUGGUGCAGUGCAUCGGCGCCACGUCCGGUCUCGGUCGUCUGUUGUUCGGAUACAUCGCUGACAGACCGUGGGUGAACCGCAUCAUGCUUCAGCAGAUAUCGUUCUUUUGCAUAGGCAGCUUCACAAUGCUUAUGACCGCGUGGUCGAACUUCUGGUUUUUUGUGGUGCUGGCUCUGGGCAUGGGUCUCUUCGAUGGCUGCUUCAUCUCCCUCUUGGGGCCCGUGGCCUUUGACAUCGUCGGUCCAACUGGGGCACCUCAGGCCAUUGGCAGUCUGCUGGCCAUGUGCUCGAUACCGCUCACCUUCGGUCCAGUUUUUGCUGGUUGGUUGCAGGACUUGACGGGCAGCUACUUCCUGCCGUUCCUGAUGGCCGGUAUUCCCCCCAUCGUUGGGUCGCUGGCGCUCUUCACGAUGCGCUGCGUGCACCCGCCGCUGACUGCGGACCAGGACUCGCCUGUACGAGAGACUUCAGGCACUCAGAACAACAUAAUAAUGAAAGAAAAUGAGAAAAAAUAUUUGUCUUUUUUUUCUCUUAGUGAAACUCUGGGUUUUCAAAUAAGACUCAGGAAUGUGGGACAAUUUAAAGUAACCCAGGUUCUUACAUAA
Molecule: messenger RNA, 1666 nt
Organism: Hyalella azteca
Lineage: Eukaryota; Metazoa; Arthropoda; Malacostraca; Amphipoda; Hyalellidae
Product: monocarboxylate transporter 10
Exons: 8
Coding region: 20-1666 (548 amino acids)
Biological process (GO): transmembrane transport
Molecular function (GO): monocarboxylic acid transmembrane transporter activity
Source: RefSeq, a predicted model, not a curated record